GCGUAACCGAACGGACGGCACCAUGAGGCUCUCACUACUCUCCUUCCUGGCGUACGUCGCGGCCCAGGACGUUAUUAAGGACGACUCGUACUUUUACGGCCAGUCCGAGGCGGUUUACCCAACGCCCAACAACCAUGAGACCGGACCGUGGGCCGAGGCGGUGGCUAAGGCCAAGAAGCUCGUGGCCCAGAUGACCGUCGAGGAAAAGGUCAGCAUGACGGCCGGUGCGCCAUCGUCCACGGGCUGCAACGGCUUCGUGCCAGGCGUCGCCAGGCUCGGCUUCCCCGGGCUAUGCCUGGUGGACGCGGGCAACGGGGUGCGCGGUACAGACUUUGUUAACGCGUACCCUUCGGGGCUGCACGUGGGCGCCAGCUGGAACCGCGAGCUGACGCACUCCCGCGGCACCUUCAUGGGCGGCGAGGCGCGCAAGAAGGGCGUCAACGUGCUUCUGGGCCCCUUGAUCGGCCCCAUAGGGCGCGUGGUAUCUGGCGGGCGCAACUGGGAGGGCUACUCGGUCGACCCGUACCUGACCGGCCAGCUGGUGUACGAGACGGUGCGCGGCACACAAGGCCAGGGCGUCAUCACCAGCGCCAAGCACUUCAUCGCUCAGGAGCAAGAGACGCACCGGCUGUGGCACGAGCCGACGACGGCCGAGGCGGUGUCUUCCAACGUCGACGACCGCACGCUGCACGAGCUGUACCUGUGGCCGUUCGCGGACGCGGUGAGGGCGGGCACGGGCAACGUCAUGUGCUCCUUCAACCGGCUCAACAACACGUACGCGUGCCACAACAGCAAGGCGCAAAACGGGCUGCUCAAGGGCGAGCUCGGGUUCCAGGGUUGGAUCGUGUCCGACUGGGGCGCGCAGCGGGCGGGCGUGGCGUCGGCGCUGGGCGGGCUGGACGUGGCCAUGCCCAACGCCAACGGCAAGUGGGGGUCGCUGCUGGUGGAGGCCGUGGCCAACGGGUCGGUGCCGGCGGCGCAGCUGGACAACAUGGCGACGCGCAUCGUGGCGUCGUGGUACCGCAUGGGGCAGGACGAGGGGUACCCCGCGCCAGGGCACGGCAUGCCCAAGGACCUGGCGCAGCCGCACGAGAUUGUGGACGCGCGGGACCCUAAAGCCGAGUCGACGCUGUGGGACGGGGCCGUCGAGGGACACGUCCUGGUUAAGAACAAGGGCGCGCUGCCUCUCAAGGGGCUCAAGACGCUGUCGCUGUUUGGCUACUCGAUGCGUGCGCCCGAUCGCAACAACCGCGAGGAGAUCCUGCCCGGCAACCUGUUUCACCCGUGGAGCAUCGGCGCGCAGUCGGCCAACAUCACUGAGAUCAGCCUCGACUGGCUCGACAGUCUCGCGGUGCCUGCGUCCGAUAUCGCCCCCAACGGAACGCUCAUCUCUGGCGGCGGCUCAGGGGCGGCGGCGUGGACCACGUUUAGCGCCCCGUACGACGCAUUCCUGCAGCGGGCCAAGAAGGACCGCACGCAGCUGUUCUGGGACUUUGACUCCAAGAAGCCCAUGGUGAUGGCGACGUCCGGGGCGUGCGUGGUGGCGGGCAACGUGUGGGCGACAGAAGGCGCCGACCGGCCCAACGUGCGAGACAAGUACACGGACGAGCUGGUGCUGGCGGUGGCGUCGCAGUGUGCCAACACCAUCGUGGUCUUCCACAACGCGGGCACGCGCCUCGUCGACGCUUUUGCUGACCACCCCAACGUUACGGCCAUCGUGUUUGCUCACCUGCCCGGCCAGGACAGCGGCGACGCGCUGGUGGCGCUGCUGUACGGCGACGAGAACCCGUCCGGCCGGCUGCCGUACACGGUGGCGCGCGACGAGGCCGACUACGGCGGCCUGCUGCGGGCGGACAAAACGUUGGCCCCGCACAAGUUCCAGCACUUUCCGCAGUCCGAUUUUACCGAGGGCGUGUACUUGGACUACCGGCGAUUCGACGCUCUCAACGUGACGCCGCGCUACGAGUUUGGCUUCGGGCUGAGCUACACGACGUUUGACUACAGCAACCUGCGGGUGUCGCGCACCAACGCCGCCGCCCAGCCGCUGCCGACUGGCGCCGUGGCCGAAGGUGGGCGCACCGACCUGUGGGACGUCGUGGCUGUCGUGGAGGCCGACGUGGCCAACACGGGCGGCCGUGACGGCAAGGAAGUGGCACAGCUGUACGUGGGAAUCCCGACGCCGGGCGAUGCGGCGUCCGUAGAGGGCCGCCAGCCCGUGCGGCAGCUGCGGGGGUUCGAGAAGCCACUGAUCAAGGCGGGACAGACGACCACGGUCAAGUUUGAGCUCACCCGCCGCGACCUGAGCGUGUGGGAUGUGACGGCACAAGAGUGGCGACUGCAGUCGGGGUCGUACGCCGUGUCGGUCGGGAGGAGCAGCCGCGACCUGCCUUUGACAGGGACGUUAAGCUUGGGUGGCUUGAGCCGUAGAUCCAGGAGAUUGUAGAUCCAGGAGAUUGUAGAUGACUUGAUGGUAUUUAAUGCGAUAUGACUAUUGCGGCCGCAGUGCACCCCCC
Molecule: messenger RNA, 2513 nt
Organism: Gaeumannomyces tritici R3-111a-1
Lineage: Eukaryota; Fungi; Ascomycota; Sordariomycetes; Magnaporthales; Magnaporthaceae
Exons: 2
Coding region: 23-2443 (806 amino acids)
Biological process (GO): glucan catabolic process
Molecular function (GO): beta-glucosidase activity
Source: RefSeq, a predicted model, not a curated record